GAACUUGGAUUCUGUUAGCCAUUUCUCAAAAAAAAAAACUUGAAUUCUGUUUUACAAAAAAUAAAUUAGUUAUAUGCAGUAAAAUAUCUUGAUAUGUAUUUGUUUCUUCUCCUGUAACCUUAGUGAACGUUACAACAUACCUUUCAUGUUUUCAUCGAUGAACUCUUAAUUAUUGAAUUGAACGUUACAACUUGUCAUGUAAGAUUUCACCCCAAAAAAACUUGUCAUGUAAAACGUUACUACUGCCUUUCAUGUAUCUGACCAAUGACGACGUGGUUACAAGUUCAAGCGCGACAUGUGAGUGUGAGCCAGGUAGGACUCGUCGCGUGAACGUGGACCCACGUACACGAGUUUGUUUCUUCUUCUUUUCUUUUUCUAGUUUGUGGUAAAAUAGACAAAACCGCCAUUUGAGAAGAUAACUAAAAGGCUAAAUUUUACCAAAAAACUAAAAGGCUAAAUACAAAAUAAAUGGCAUGUAUAUAAACAGUAAAAUUAUUGAUUUAGUAACGGUAUUUUAGGUUAUUUCUAAAUCGUAUUCUAGUCUUAUACAGUUAUAGUAUUUACUGUUUUAAUCAAAACAAUAUAAUAUGCAAAAUAUAUAAUUUGGUCUUUAAUUUAAUGACAUAUUUUGCCUAUUUGGACGAUAUGACGAUUUACAACUAGAAAUUUUAAAUAUUCAAGUUUCAGCAUUUUUUAUUUUAGAUUAACAACUGGUGUUUAAAAAAUAUAUACAAAAUAUAUAUAGUUCAACUGUUAAAAUCUACCGUCCAGUCAUUAACUAAUACUUUUGAAAGCGUUAACUAUAUAAUUUUGAGAUGAGAUGAUAUGAAUUAUUGAUUAAUUUUUUUUAGGCUUUAGCUAACAUUUUUAAGUUAAUUAAUUUACUGAUUAUGAUUCGGUUUUGAAAAUGUACAAUCUAGCUUUGCUUUUAUGAAAUUGUGAUUAAUUUAGUUUCUCUUCCGAUUAAAUAUGAAAUUGUGAUUAAUAUAGUUUCUCUUCCGAUAAAAGGUUAAUAUUUUCCCAAAACAAAAAUACAGGCUAUACCACGUACUCACAAUCUGUAAAGAUGCCCAGCAGAAAAGCUGAUAAGAAGGAUUGGACGGCCACCCGUUAGCAGGUCCCAUUUGUUGUAUAAUUGUGUUUCAAAAUGAAACUAAACGUACUAAAUAGUAAUGCACCAAUUAUGCAUAAGGGAUGAUGUUUACAAAACUGGAAAUCAGUAGGGAAAAGAGAGAGUAGAUGUAUGACAUCUUACGAAUAAGUCAAUAACAAAGAUCAAUUCGUUCGGUUCAAUUGGCCAAAGAUCAAUUACCAGAACAAUAUUAAGACAGUGAUGCAUGCCAUCCACCACUGUAUAUAGUUAGCUCCCUUCUAUAAAAUUUUAUAUGGUGACUGACAUAUAAUAAAUGAAUAGUAUCGUCGUAACUCGUUAAUCCAAAUCGUUAUCUAAACAUAACUGUUAGGACAUUAAAAAAUAUAAAUUUUCUAUAUAAAAAAAAUAGAGAUGCGAUAAACUUUGUAAACUACAAAAUUUUAGCCUUUAAUCUCUUUUAGCGUUCGAGACAAUAGUUUUUUUGUAACUUGAAAUCAAUAGUUGAUAUACCAUAAAUCACUAGCCCAUUGCCUAUUUAUUAAAAAUUAUAUGUUUUAAAAACUUUGUGGAUUAUUAAUAAGAAGAAAUUAUUAACAAAUAAUCUUUUUAAAAAUAGAAACACAUUUAUACGGGAGACCUCCCCUGCUCAUCUACUGUAAAAUUAAUCAAUAUACUUUUAUACGUGAUUGAUAAUACUUCCAAUAUAUAUCUGAAAAGGUUGUAAUAAUUCAGUUUUGCUGUCCCAAUUAUGAUAAGCGUCCCAUGUCUUGAACAUGUGUAACGCUAAAGCCGAGCGAACGGAAGGAUAUAUGUCUCCAGAAUUAUACACUUAGAUGUUUAAUUCUACUCCGUUAAUUUAGAAAGAAACUUUUAAUCUGACGGCAAAGGAUUCAUAUUGUAGGGUUGGUUUUGUAAGAAGAGAAUCUCUUUGUGGCCAAAUAGUUGGCACUUGGGGGUUUGGGGCCAUGACGGUGAUGCUUUUAAGGAUUUCUUUUAAAAUUAAUCUAAGAAAACAUGUAGAUAUAUGUGUCAUCGAUUGGAAAGGGUCCGAUUCUGCCUGACCCAAAUCUGAAAAAUCUCAAAACAUACUUGGUAUUGAUAUCUAGAUGGUAACUACUAACUAGAGUCUACAUGCAAUAUGGGAACAUAGUAUCACCACACUAAUAAAAAGUCGAAUCUACAAUCUUUAGCAGCAGUCUCUGGAAAGAGGAACUGCUUAGAUACAAACUCUUCAUUGAUAGUUUAUAAUUGGUAAAUUGUUCAGACUUGUAGUUUCUACAUCUUUGUUCCCUCAAUAAAAUAUAGGAUUGUUCCCUAAUUUUUUUGGAGAUUUUUACAUAGAUAUACCUCUAAAAUCAAAAUAGAAAAAUUAUGAAAAAAAUUAACAAUAUAUAUAACUCCAAAAAAUUUUAAUCUGGCCCUGCGCAUAUGUUUUCUGAUUAUUUAUUUCCCCCAAAUUUUCCGGUUAUAAUACGAAGAAGUUUUUACCAACAUUUAGAUAUUCAUUGUUUUGUUUCUAUUAAUUAAACCAACCUCAUGACGUGAAUACGGACAUGGAGAUAUCUCCGUGCAUGCAUGUAUAUAUUCAGAUUCAUGUACGUAUGCAAACUUAGCUAUAUUGUACCGUUUAUUUUUAGAUAAUAAAUCAUGUGAACGGGAAGAUUAGAAGUCUUAAUUUAGGAUCACCGCAUGACCUUUUCUUGGAAUUUCCAUAUUUAAACAUUCCGCAGACCAAAAUACCAAACGUUUCCAUCUUAUUGUCUGUCUCUGAACUCUCUUUGUUCUUAUUAUUUUCUUCUCAUUUUUUGACCCAAAGAGAAAACAAACUCUUCAAUUUUUUAUUUGGUUGUCUCCUCACUAAACUCGGUUGAUUAACCAUCUCCAUAAAAUCUAACGAUUUUUUCUAGUAUUCGAAGCAAAUCAUAGAACCAAAAGAGAACAAGAUGGGUUUGAAAGAUGAGAAUAACAAAGCUGAAGAGUCCGCAGAAGAUCCAAAGGGACAAGGGACGUUAAGCAGAAAGAACAGCCACAGCUCUUUGUGUCCGACAGAAGAUGACGAAGAAGACGAAGACAAGAAGCUUGAACUUGGUCCCAUGAUCGCUCUCAAAGAACAGUUCGAGAAAGACAAGGAUGAUGAAAGCUUGAUGAGAUGGAAAGAACAACUUCUAGGAAAAGUGGAUCUUGAGGAAGUUGGAGAGACUCCUGAUCCGGUGGUGAAGAUAUUGAACUUAACAAUUAGGUCACCUGAUAGAGAAGACAUGGUAUUGACGGUCCCUGAAGACAGAAAACCGACAUCCAAAGGACCAUGGUUUACCCUCAAAGAAGGCUCUAAGUACACUCUCGUAUUUACUUUCCGUGUGACCAACAACAUUGUGUCCGGUCUCCGAUACAGCAAUAGUGUUUGGAAGACUGGAAUCAAGGUGUAUGGUAGAAAGGAGAUGUUAGGAACGUUUAGUCCACAGGCCGAACCGUAUACCCAUGUCAUGUUUGAAGAAUCAACACCGUCUGGUAUGCUUGUCAGAGGUUCCUAUUCCGUUAAAUCUAAGUUCGUCGACGAUGAUGACAAGUGCUAUUUGGAGAACAACUACACCUUCGACAUUCGCAAGAACUGGCUAUGAUGCAUCGCAAAAGUUACUGGAAGAAGAGAAACAUAUUAUGUAUUCAUUAUUGUGUCUACUAUUUGUUCUUGAUUAAUUUCUUCAUAUAUUGGUUCUUCCGUCUUCGCCUCGUUUAUUUGUGUAGACAUUUUUUUUUGGUUCUUUACGUUACUCUUUUCAGAGUAUUUUCUAAUUUGCAAUCUAGCUCGUUAUUAUCUAUACAAAUAUUUGUUUCA
Molecule: messenger RNA, 3926 nt
Organism: Brassica rapa (field mustard)
Lineage: Eukaryota; Viridiplantae; Streptophyta; Magnoliopsida; Brassicales; Brassicaceae
Product: rho GDP-dissociation inhibitor 1-like
Biological process (GO): Rho protein signal transduction
Cellular component (GO): membrane; cytosol; cytoplasm
Molecular function (GO): protein binding; Rho GDP-dissociation inhibitor activity
Source: RefSeq, a predicted model, not a curated record